AAAACCAACAACUCGCGAAGAUGUCUGUGAAAGAUUCGCAUAGAUUGUUCCUUAGAACUUUAAUGACUAGACCGUUUUUACCAGAAAGAGAAGUGAAGAGAGUUUAUCAACAGUGCUGUGAAGCUUUUGAUGAGGAUUAUUCCAGUGACCAGUUCCAACCAUUUCUGGCUAAAGUCAACAAAAUUAUUCAACCAUUGUUUCUUGAAGUUAAGGCAGGAGUAUCAGAAAACGAAGGCAUCAAAUAUUAUGCUUUGAUUAAUACGACAGAAGAUGAACACUCAAAAAUGGCAACAGACUAUACCCCAAAUGAUAUUGCAUUUUUCAAGAAAGCAAUUGACUUGAUUAUAAACUCAGAUGAUGGCAGUGUUUCAUCAAUGGAUUUAAUGAAUGUAGCUUCUGAUCUUGAGAAGAAAAUGCUGUGUACUUAUGCAGAAAAAUUACUUAAAAGAUUGGUUGAUGAUAAAUGGCUAACAGAGUCGUCAGGUAUAUACUAUCUUGGUGGAAGAGCAAUGAUUGACAUAGAUCAGUACUUAAAGAGAGAAUACAAGGAUGAUCUCAGCAAUUGUAUGAUGUGUGAUUUAUCUGCCAUACAGAGCCAAAUGUGUCAACACUGUCAAGAAAAACUACAUAAACACUGUGCUGCCAAGUAUUUCAAUGGAAGGGCUCAGAGAACUUGUCCAAAUCCUAACUGUGGUGCACAAUGGACACAUGAAGUUCCAAUCAUUGCAUCAACAAGUACUGACAGAUCUAGUUCUUCAUCAAGGCAAGCAGGACCAUCAACAAGCCAAGCUGGACCUUCAAGAAGUAGAUCAAGGCGAUCCAGAUAAUGUUUUGCACUAAGUGGUAGGACAAGACUAUUGAAAUAUGCUGUACUAAAUCAAUACACAAAAUAUAAGGAUGUUGCUGUUUUUUGAAAUUUUAUGGAAGAAUUUAUUAAAAAAGUAAAACAAGUAGAAAAACAUUUAUUAAAAACAUUUUAAAAGAUAUUAAUUUGUAUUAUUUGCACAAAGGUUCUUUCACUUCGAAUUCUUGAAAACCACAUGAGAAAAUGCAUUUCAAAUUGGAAAAAAUACUUCCUUUAUUAUUUUGUU
This is a messenger RNA of Exaiptasia diaphana, 1091 nucleotides long. RefSeq names its product non-structural maintenance of chromosomes element 1 homolog. Bases 21 to 827 code for a protein of 268 amino acids. NCBI's taxonomy places the organism in Eukaryota, Metazoa, Cnidaria, Anthozoa, Actiniaria, Aiptasiidae. The record is from RefSeq and is a predicted model, not a curated record. Gene Ontology annotation, cellular component: Smc5-Smc6 complex; nucleus. The transcript is spliced from 8 exons. Gene Ontology annotation, molecular function: ubiquitin-protein transferase activity. Gene Ontology annotation, biological process: double-strand break repair via homologous recombination; DNA damage tolerance.